Messenger RNA from Fusarium vanettenii 77-13-4, 858 nucleotides. RefSeq lists its product as uncharacterized. The record is from RefSeq and is a predicted model, not a curated record. NCBI's taxonomy places the organism in Eukaryota, Fungi, Ascomycota, Sordariomycetes, Hypocreales, Nectriaceae. Gene Ontology annotation, cellular component: membrane. The transcript is spliced from 3 exons. The coding region runs from base 1 to 858 and encodes 285 amino acids.
AUGAGCUCUAACGAACCAGGAGAGUUUGUCUUUUAUCAUUACGAUCCUUCCCUCCCAGCCGCUGUUAUUUUCAUCAGUCUUUUCGGCAUAACGUCUCUUCUUCACCUCUAUCAGCUCAUCAGAUGUCGGGCCUGGUAUUUCAUACCCUUCCUUGCUGGCUGCAUCUUUGAAAUCGUCGGAUAUAUAGGUCGAGCUUUAUCUGCGACAGAGACUCCCGACUGGACCACUAGGUCGUUUACGAUACAGAGUCUGACCCUUCUUCUGGGUCCCGCCCUCCUCGCCGCCUCCAUUUACAUGGUCCUAGGUCGCUUGGUUAGACUUCUCGAGGCCGAACGUCUCUCUCCGAUCAGAGCGAAUUGGUUAACUAAAAUCUUCGUCUUGGGCGACGUUUUAUCGUUUUUAACCCAAGGUGCCGGCGGUGCCAUCCUUGCCCAGGCCAAGUCAUUGAGUGACCUCAAGCUCGGCGAGAACGUCAUUAUCGCAGGUCUCUGCAUUCAGAUCGCAUUCUUUGGCGUCUUCAUUGUUGUCAUUUGCGUCUUCCACUACCGGAUUAAUGCUUCGCCCACAAAUGUCUGUUACUCUACAACGAUCCCAUGGAGACGGUUUAUGUGGGUUCUCUAUGGCGCCAGCGUCUUGAUUAUGAUUCGAUCUGUUUUUCGAGUCGCUGAGUAUGUCAUGGGCAGCGAUGGACCACUUCUGGCCACCGAAGUCUAUCUUUAUGUCUUUGACGCGGCAUUGAUGCUUGUGGUAGCGGCUAUGUUUAACGUAUAUCAUCCAGGAAAAAUCAUUCAGGUGGAAGACAAGUCACUGGCUCUCUCAAACAACGACACCUCGGUUGAUCUAACUGUCAUGGACUAA